Molecule: messenger RNA, 198 nt
Organism: Penicillium waksmanii
Lineage: Eukaryota; Fungi; Ascomycota; Eurotiomycetes; Eurotiales; Aspergillaceae
Exons: 1
Coding region: 1-198 (65 amino acids)
Source: RefSeq, a predicted model, not a curated record
AUGAACCCUGUCCGCGCGAAGCUCAGACGGCUCGGUAUCCUGAUAUGGAUCUUUUCAGAUAUAACGGAACAUACCAGAUCUGGAUCUGUAUCGAUUGUCGUUAUGCUGUCUCUCCCCAUCAACACGAUGCCCAUCUCUUCAGCCUUUACCGUCGCCAUCCAGCCGCUAGAAUUGCAGACCUUCUUCAAGCUGCAUUGA